This is a messenger RNA of Alosa sapidissima (American shad), 1021 nucleotides long. RefSeq lists its product as uncharacterized. The coding region runs from base 190 to 630 and encodes 146 amino acids. The record is from RefSeq and is a predicted model, not a curated record. The transcript has 5 exons. NCBI's taxonomy places the organism in Eukaryota, Metazoa, Chordata, Actinopteri, Clupeiformes, Clupeidae.
AUCAGUUUUAGAUAUUAACGGUAACUUAGGCCAGAGACGGCUGAUAAAGCGAGCGAGACCUAACGUUAUAUUAGGCUACUGAUAAUCUUAAAGUUAGAUAACUUAGUAACGUUGACGUCAAACGAUUAACGUUAGUUACAUCUUCUGUGUCUCUCAGCUAACAUAACGUUAGACUACCAAGAGGGGGAAAUGGGAAUGUCCUUAUCAUACCCUCUGGUCAAUGAGCCAGAGAGCUACGUGGACCCCGACUUCGAUGAAGAGUCUAAUUCAAUGGACUUUGGAAAGGAGUUGCAUGAUAUCACUUUGUCCUUCUGUUAUGAUAUGAUUCAACACAGAAUCCGGUCAAUCAGAGAGAAGGCCAAGUUUCAGAUGAUGGAUGACGAUUGGCCCAGCUUUGUUGAGAAUUGGAAACAGCUGUAUCCUGAGUGGACAACUGAUGACUUCCUGAACCUCAGACAUCAGUUUGAGUUCUUUGACAUUUGUGGUGACAAACUGCUCAACUUUACAGACUUCUGUGCAGCUCUAGAUCUGGUGAACUACAGUGACUCAGAGGAGAAGCGCAGGGCCCUUUUUGACAGAGCUGACUUUCAGAAGUACAACAGCAUCAACUUGGAAGAAUAUCUCCAGUGAAAGGUGAGAAAUGAUGCCAGGAUGCUGUAAUCACGUCCAAGCUAGAGAGAUGCGGUGGUGGAAAUGAGGACAACCAGCGUGCAACAAAUGGGACAGGAAACUCAGUAGUGCAUUACCACCUCUCAAAGUGCUCACCACGCAGUUUCUACAAGCCACACAACCAUGCAAAUUGUAGCUGUUUUCAAGCUGUCUGCCCCCUAUUGAUUUGUCUUAUGACACAGCUGUACAUGUCAAUGAUCUGAUGAUGUGUCAGAGUCUAACCUUUUCAUUUGAGCGCUGACAUUUAGGCCUACACUGUGUUAUUAAAAGUAUACCCCAAGGAAUAGAAAAUUAGGUUAGUUUUUUGUUUCUUAUGAUGGAUGAUGUAUGAAGUUGGAAAUACAGUUGGCUG